CAUAAUCUUUGGAUAAUUACCAAAAGGCAAUAAAUGAACCGAAAACCAUUUGGUGAGUAGCCAACGUGGCACAUCCAGAUUCAAAUUAGUCCAUUAACUAAUCAGACACGCCCUGGGUUGAUAGCGUCAACAAAAACCAAACCUAUAUAAGGCUUUGCAGUCAACUUCAUUGAACACACACCGUAGGCGGUAACCUCAAGACUUGCUCAAGAAAUUUGAAGGCAGCCUUCUUUUCCAUCACAACGCCGAUAUCGUAAGUGUUAAUAGGAAAAAAAAUAUGGUGUAUCAUAAGUCAACAAGAACGGUUGAAAACUGAGUCAAAUUUUAGUAACAAACUAGCUAGUGUAGCCGGAGUUUCCUGGGCUGAAAUCAUUCUACGUAGAUAUUUUAGGGCUUGACACUACCAGUCCGUUUCAGAACCGAACUGAAUUUUUUUUUAAAAAGGUGUUGUCUUUUUUUUUAAACACGAGAGAUGAAAACGUUUAGUUAGCUUUGACAACAGACAGCGGAAUUAAGUGACGCAGAUGCGCACCGAGCACUGCCCCUUUCGCACAUAUUUCUGGCGGCUGGAUAACAACAGGGAUCCUACCUGCCGGAUCCCUCACUAGAUCUCCCGGGGGAAGCCAGGGCGGUUGGAGGACCCUUUGUGAGGAAAAUGAUGUUUGCCUCAGCUCAACAGAUGGAGUCGAUAGCCAAUUUAAUAGCCGGGGUCAUACUAGAGUAAUCUCAGACCCACCCCAGAAUAUGUGUUUUAGCUAGUUAGCUUUGACAUUUGAGGCCCAGCCUAUUUCAGCUUAACUUAACUAAAACAGCUUCAUAGCAGGCCAUCUAGUAUUUAAUUAGUGAAGAAUCUAACACCGUUUUAUCAAUAAUAUGUGUUCAAGCCCAUGUGAUAAUGUAUGAUUUGAAGACGCCAUAAUUGACAACCAAUAUUAAACAAUUUUUUAAAAAUUGCAUUUAUCUUUGUUGGUUUGUAUUGAUAAGACCGACAAUAAGGAGAUGCUCAUUACUUUGGCGGGAUAUUACAUGGUGUGGAAACCUCGUAAUGUCAUUGACCACCUCAGCGUGACUCACACCCCCUAACUUCUAAUGCAUAAUUUAUACUCACUUACCCCCUAAACCUUCCACAAUGUUACUCAUUGCAAUUUAUUAUGUGCAUUCGGAUCCUUUUAAUUUUGACUAUUCCCUUAAACAUUGACCAGAAAGCAAGACUUGGUUCUCGUGGUCAUUUUUUAAAAAAUAAAUUUCAGACGGAACAAGAAUGUUUGCCUGCAAAGCUCUUCUACUAACCGCUCUCUUGGUUGUAGCAUGUGGAGGAACUUUUGGAGCAGGUGAGAUUUUCUAUACAUUAUAUACGAUUUGGAAUUGUUUAUUAAUUUUUAAAAUUUAUUUUUUUUUAAAGAAAAUACAAUGUUCCGUAAAAAUUAUAAUUUUAAAAAAAAAAACCCAGUGGUAUAGUCAUAGAGCAGCACCUUCUUUGUUUUAUAGACAAUGUUUGAAGACAUUUCUAGGCUUUAGGCAAAGAGGGUCAGGGUUAGGGUUAUGGUAUCUGCUGACAUCUCCUAAUUGAGGGUAACAUGCUAACCUCUUCUGCUGGGGUCGAGGUCAAACAUUUUAUACAUGUUCCUUUUACUUGACCCAAAAUUCGAAUCUGUCAAGCUAUAUAUUUGAUUUAAGCAUUGACUCCUAUUUUUUACCCAGUCAUACUUGGUGGUUGCAAGGGGACUCAGUUUGGCUGUUGUGAGGAUGGCAAGACGUCUGCUGGGGGACCUAACAAAGAAAACUGCGUUAAAAUAGGAUUUGUCGGUGGAUGUGCGGGCACCAGGUACGGGUGCUGUCCCGAUGGCGUUACGUCCGCUUCAGGAGCAAACGGCCUUGGAUGUAGGCCAGCAACCCUAGUUGGCGGAUGCAAGGGAACCAGGUACGGGUGUUGUCCAGAUGGCGUUACGUCUGCUUCAGGAGCAAACGGCCUUGGAUGUAGGCCAGCCACCCUAGUUGGUGGAUGCAAGGGAACCAGGUACGGGUGUUGUCCAGAUGGCGUUAAGUCUGCUUCAGGAGCAAAUGGUCUUGGAUGUGAUGAAUUGAUUGUGUCGUAA
Molecule: messenger RNA, 2096 nt
Organism: Lymnaea stagnalis (great pond snail)
Lineage: Eukaryota; Metazoa; Mollusca; Gastropoda; Lymnaeidae
Source: the annotation of a GenBank genome assembly